UUGGCGUGAGGUGAGAGUUCCCUGCGUCACGUGACAGGCAAGACGGGGGUGUGUGUAUCCCCGUCGUGGGUCCCGGCGGAAGAGUGAAGGGAGUCGUCUGAACGGCAACAUCUUACAGCAAAGGGAAAAUAAGACGGCGCGUUUAGCGCUGGAGAACCGGAGACACGCCAGUCACCACGGAUUCAUCCGUAGCCAGCGCGGCGGCAGGGGCGCAGCCACCUUCGCUGCCGCCGCCGCCGCCGCCUCCAUUAAGGAUGUCGCGCAGAAAGAGAAAUGCAGGAAGCAGUUCAGAUGGAACAGAAGACUCAGAUUUCUCUACAGACCCAGAGCAUACAGACAGUUCAGAAAGCGAUGGUACAUUACGCCAGUCUGCCCGCGUGACACGUUCUUCUGCUAGGCUCAGCCAGAGUUCUCAAGAUUCCAGUCCAGUUCGCAAUCCACCAUCAUUUGCAGUAGAAGAGCCUGUUUAUUCUACUCGAAGAAUAACCCGCAGUCAGCAGCAACCUACUCCUGUAACUCCAAAGAAAUAUCCUCUGCGACAAACACGUUCAUCUGGUUCCGAAACAGAGCAAGUGGUUGAUUUUUCUGACAGAGACACAAAAAAUGCAGCUGACCAUGAUGAGUCCCCACCCCGCACUCCAACUGGGAAUGCUCCUUCUUCAGAGUCUGAUAUUGAUAUCUCUAGUCCCAAUAUGUCACAUGAUGAAAGUAUUGCCAAGGAUAUGUCCAUGAAAGAUUCAGGGAGUGAUUUAUCCCAUCGUCCCAAAAGACGACGUUUCCACGAAAGCUAUAAUUUUAAUAUGAAAUGUCCCACCCCUGGCUGCAAUUCAUUAGGACAUCUGACAGGAAAACAUGAGCGACAUUUCUCUAUAUCUGGAUGCCCUCUGUAUCAUAAUCUUUCAGCGGAUGAAUGCAAGGUGAGAGCUCAAAGUCGAGACAAACAAGUGGAAGACCGGAUGCUUUCUCAUCGACAGGAUGACAACAAUAGACAUGCUACCAGGCAUCAGGCACCAACUGAAAGACAAUUGAGAUAUAAGGAGAAAGUUGCAGAGAUGAGAAAGAAGAGGAAUGCAAGCUUAACUAAGGAGCAAAAGGAAAAAUACAUGGAGCAUAGACAAAUCUAUGGCAACACGAGAGAGCCCCUUUUAGAGAAUCUGACCAGUGAGUAUGACCUAGAACUAUUCCGACGAGCGCAAGCAAGAGCUUCUGAAGAUCUUGAAAAGUUGCGACUUCAGGGCCAAAUCACUGAAGGUAGUAACAUGAUCAAAACCAUUGCUUUUGGCCGCUAUGAACUGGACACGUGGUACCAUUCUCCCUAUCCAGAGGAGUAUGCCCGGCUUGGGCGACUCUAUAUGUGUGAAUUCUGCCUCAAAUAUAUGAAGAGUCAGACAAUACUUCGCAGACAUAUGGCAAAAUGUGUCUGGAAGCAUCCUCCAGGGGAUGAAAUUUACCGCAAAGGUUCAAUCUCAGUAUUUGAAGUAGAUGGGAAAAAGAACAAGAUAUAUUGCCAAAACUUGUGCCUCCUGGCAAAGCUCUUCUUGGACCAUAAGACUUUGUAUUAUGAUGUCGAACCAUUUCUUUUCUAUGUCAUGACAGAAGCUGAUAACACAGGAUGCCACCUAAUAGGCUAUUUUUCCAAGGAAAAGAACUCAUUUCUCAACUAUAACGUUUCUUGCAUCCUGACAAUGCCUCAGUACAUGAGGCAGGGUUAUGGCAAAAUGCUUAUUGAUUUCAGCUAUUUACUCUCCAAAGUGGAAGAGAAAGUUGGCUCUCCAGAAAGGCCCCUCUCAGACUUAGGACUUAUCAGCUACCGUAGUUACUGGAAGGAGGUUCUUCUCCGUUAUCUGCAUAAUUUCCAAGGCAAAGAAAUCUCCAUCAAAGAGAUCAGCCAAGAGACAGCUGUCAAUCCUGUUGACAUUGUUAGCACUCUGCAAGCCCUUCAGAUGCUCAAGUACUGGAAAGGCAAACACCUGGUCCUAAAAAGACAAGAUCUUAUUGAUGAAUGGAUAGCCAAAGAGGCCAAAAGGUGCAACAGCAAUAAAAUCAUGGAUCCUAGCUGUUUGAAAUGGACCCCACCCAAAGGCACUUAAUUAGCCAGUCUCUCCAAGAAGUGUGAACAUCCCAUUCAUGUGCUGUCAUCAUCACCACUGUGGGUACUUUUUCUUUUCCCAGCACUAGAAACAUCCUUCCAGAUCUUGGACAUGUGAUUGCUCUUGGUACCAGCUCUUCCCUUUCAGAUAUUUCUGCAGUGUUUUACUUUUUAUAGAACAUUUUUGAACAGACACCUUGUCUAUGAGGCAAGAUUGAAAAGAUGAGAGUUCUGGACAAUAUUAACAUGACCUCAAGAAAGUGCAGUAGGAUUUAGUUGCUCCUCCAUCAGUUACUUGUUCCUAGCACAAAAACUAGGGUUGCUUCUCACAUUUUUAGUUUUAUAACUUCUUAGCCCUCUGAGAUGUAGUCCACCUAUGCAAUAUAGUGGAAUUGCAAAUGUGAUGGAAAGGAUCAUAUUGCUUCGUUUUGCCAAUUGGGGCAGAGAAAAAUCAAUUUUAAAUUUCUUUGUUAAAAACAAAGUAAAGCUAGUGGGGCUAGGGACAGACAUUCUCAUUAGUCCAUUUCUAUACUAGCUUUUAUCCACAUGUUUUUAAUAGGUAAGAGAGCACUAAAAAAAAAACCCAGCAAUCCUGUGCCUGUGUUCUGAAAUGCUCCAAUCUAUUCUAUUCGCCCUACAUUUCCUUGCCAUUCUGCUGCAUGUGUAUAUACAGUCUAGAUGUAUGUCCGUGAGACUAUUUCCUCACCACAUGUUGACAAGGUACAAGUAAGAAAUGAUCCAGUGCUUCCUGGAAUCCUGAAUUGCUUCUGGAUGUGCAAAUCUCUCACAUUUAUUUGCAGAACCUAAAACUUUCUUGUUCUUGGCACCUGUGUAUUCCAACAUUGUCAUCAAAAUAUUUUUCCCACUUCAGUCCACCAAGAGAGUUGAUGGGCAAGGAAGCUCCAAACUGACUUUGGUUUCUGAGAAUAGUAAUGGUUUUAUAAUUUUGGAUACAGGGUAUCAGAAGCAAUGAGUCAGCCCUCUGUGAAUUGGAUUUUGUAGCUGGGAUAGUCAGAUCCCCGAUGGGGAGAUAUCAGACAGGAAAGAUGUCACAUUACCUGAUCUUGAUUGCAUGCCGAAUGGAAAUACAAGAUGCCAUCACUUACUCUGUAAUUUUGGACAAGUGACCCUCAUGGCAGUUUUUGAAUAGACUCUGACUGCCAAUAUAUUUCAAGAGUCAAUUAAAUUAACUUUGUAGGGAAAAAUUGCAAGAUCAACAUUUGAGUCUUGGCAUAGCUUCACCUCUAAUUUGACAUGGCUCAUCAUUUUGGAGUAGUUACUUCAAGGGUCCUAUGCUUGAAGCCUAAGGAAUAUACAUAGAAACACAUUUCAUCAGCUAGUGGAGGAACACUGCUCUUUUUGCCAAAUUAUUCCUUUGCAGUAUAUAGCUAUAUACAUUCGGCAGUUUUGUGAUUUAUUAUUCAAUUUGUGAAGCUGCUGGAUAUGCUAAUGCCAGGCCUCAGGGCAAUUCGCUGCAGCUGACUGAAUGUAGUCUUCAUGAUGGCUUGUAUUUUUUGGGCCUACAUUGUCAAUUUGCAGAUUUUCCCUGCCAAUGAGACUGCCUUGGUCUGAUAAUUUUCUUAUCCUUUUUUCAAGCAUUCUGUAAGGAGAUUGAUAGCUUCAGCUAUAUUGCUCCAUAAAUGAAUGUUGAGAGUUAGCUCAGAAGUCACUGAGGGUAGGUGGAUAGUUAUGGGUAUUUUUAAAAUAUUUUUUUAUUAUUUUACAAAUGGAAAAUAAAGUCUAUUAUACAAGGUUAUCCAAAGACAAAUUUUAAUCUCAUUUUAAGGUUUGAUACCUGGAGGUUUAUCAUAAUAUGACUCCAUUUUAUUAUGACAUUAAAAUUAUCAGUUUUAAUUGAAAUUGUGACAAAUUAAAAAUAAAACUUCAAAACAACUAUAAUAGAUCUCCAGCAUCAGUUCCAUAUUAAGCUUUUGACCAUUGUAAGUCAGGUGCUACAAGUAUUUUAAUUUGCCCAUUUCUAAAACCCCGAUCUUCCUAUAUUACAAAAGGAAAAAGAGGAAAAAACUGGCUAGUCUGCUACACUAUUAUCUGCCAGUUUCAGUUAUGCAUAGGUGGCAAUGUAUACAUAAAGAAUUGGCCUACCAAUAGUCUUUAUAAGCUUUCUUUCCUUUUUGCCUGUAUUAUUGGUGUGAAGUUAUGUCUCAGCUGCUGGCUGUGUUUCUGCUAUUUCUGUGCUGUAUUGGGUUGCUCUACUGGCUGAUCUUUUGGCCACAGAUGUGCAUGAUAUUAUGCAGUAAUAUCCCAGUAUUUGAGAUGAGAAACUUUUUCCAAAUGAGACAUAGAGUAACCCGGCCCUGGGAAUACACUUACAUGCAACAGAUCAAAGUAGCCGUAGUGGAGAUUAACGGAUGAUGGUGCUCAGCCAGCUUGAAGUAUGGUCUUUUACAUCCUGGGUUUUAUCUUGAGAAUGCUUCCUGUUCUGAGGCAGUGGUUUGUUUUUCUUCCUGGCAUGGUGGACUAUGCAAAGAAACAGCAUGUUUUAUUUGUUUGGGGACUGUAGAAAAAUGGGCUCGUGUGUUCUGCACUCUAAUUGCAGUUUCCACAAAAGUAGGAGUGUGGCUUUUAAUGGUAAGGUUAGGUGACACAUAUGAAAAAAUCCUGAAGAUACAGUUAUCCAUACAGCUAUGCCUUUCACUCCUGCCUAGCAUGCAAUUUUCAAUAGUAGACACCUGCAUGACAUACAAUCUGUUUUCAACUGAAUAUUUAUUUAAGAAUUGUCCUUUCGUCUCCCAUCUUGAGAAAAAAAUAAAUAGACUUGUUCAAUCUCCACCAAGGAUUUUUAGAUAAGAAUUCCUACUUGUUGGUUCUUGUGUUUGGUUCUGACUUUUUAUUGCCAUCCUCAGUCUGCAGGAUUUCUUUUUCUGAACAUUGUCUGGCAAUUGUUCUCAGCUUCUAGAUUAUUGCAAAAAAUGGGGUGUAAUGCUCUUUUUUGUGACAGAGGCUGGGUGUUCUUGUACAGAAGCAAAACUGUUUUCCUGGAUAUUUUAGAAUAUGCUAUCAGUGUAUCAACUUCUCAAUAAAGCAUGUUCUCUGCUCUCAU
This is a messenger RNA of Thamnophis elegans (Western terrestrial garter snake), 5150 nucleotides long. It is a transcript of the gene KAT7, whose product is annotated as lysine acetyltransferase 7. Gene Ontology annotation, biological process: regulation of DNA-templated transcription. Gene Ontology annotation, cellular component: nucleus. Lineage: Eukaryota; Metazoa; Chordata; Lepidosauria; Squamata; Natricidae. The transcript is spliced from 15 exons. Gene Ontology annotation, molecular function: zinc ion binding; histone acetyltransferase activity. The coding region runs from base 255 to 2090 and encodes 611 amino acids. The record is from RefSeq and is a predicted model, not a curated record.